Ilex paraguariensis (yerba mate) is the source of this 360-nucleotide messenger RNA. The record is from the annotation of a GenBank genome assembly. NCBI's taxonomy places the organism in Eukaryota, Viridiplantae, Streptophyta, Magnoliopsida, Aquifoliales, Aquifoliaceae.
AUGAUGUUAUUCAACAAAUACCAUGAAAAGGACAUUCCAGUAUGGACAGAAAUUGGGAAUUUGACUGAUUCCACCUUUGCCAAGAUGUUUGAGGAUACAGAGGAUGAAGUGUGGGAGCAAAAAUGGUUGGGGAAAAUAAACUUUGUGGAGAUCCGUUCGUUUUGGCAGAUUUUCAGAAGCUUUGAUAGAAUGUGGAGCUUUUUCAUUCUAUCCCUUCAGGCGAUGAUAAUUAUGGCAUCUCAUGACUUGGAAUCUCCCCUGCAAGUAUUUGAGGCAGCAAUACUUGAAGAUGUCAUGAGCAUCUUCAUUACUUCGGCAGUUCUUAAACUCGUACAAGGUGUGAUGCAAUUUUGCACUUAA